Messenger RNA from Trichomonas vaginalis G3, 2112 nucleotides. RefSeq lists its product as uncharacterized. The transcript has a single exon. The coding region runs from base 1 to 2112 and encodes 703 amino acids. Lineage: Eukaryota; Parabasalia; Trichomonadida; Trichomonadidae. The record is from RefSeq and is a predicted model, not a curated record.
AUGGAUUUGAAUGGAAAUCAAGCUCAGCAGAAUCCAAAAAUAACAUUUAGCCAAUACAUAUCCGCAAUUAAGAGGGAUAUUUCUUAUCUUUAUAUCCCUUUUUCAAAGCAAACUCAGUUUUCUAAUGAAAUAAAUCGAGCAGAUCUGAUAGGAAAUGAAAUUUUAACCCUUCAUAAUAGAUCAAAUAUCUCAAAAGUUGCUUCCUAUAAAGCAAUUUUGGAUGAAAUUUUGAAACAGAUUCAAUCAUAUUUUUCUCAACCACUUGAAGCGAUAAUAUCCGACUUCGUCAAAUCAAAUCUUGAUGAAAUAGAAGCUACAGUGAUAAACUUGAUGGAAAAUAAAAAUAAAACGAAAACAACGGAAAAUGACUACCAAAAAUCCCAUUUUUCAAAGCAAAUUGAAGAAAUCCGAUUGCUCCUUAGUAAUUACAAAUCAAACCAAGAUGUUAAUGAUUCUAUUUUAAUGAAUUUGAACAUUUUAUCUGGAGAUAUUCAAUCCGAAUUUUCAAAUCAGUCAAUGAAUGCAGUCAAAGGUGCAUUUAUCUCCAUAAACAACUCAAUAGAGUGUAUUACAGCUCCUAAUAACAUAAUUUCUUCGUCACAAACCUAUAUUCAAGAAAUAGAACGAUUAAACAAUCAAAUAAUCGAUCUAUUGAAUAACUUUGUGAAUAAGCAACCUAUUUCUGCUGAAAAUUCUGAAGAAAUUGAGACAACAACUGAAAAUGAAGCAAAUACUGAACUUGUCAAUCUACAGAAGCUCAAAGACAAUAUAACAAAAGAGAUAGAUGCUGAAAAUCGUGAAAUUUCCGACAUGAAAACAGAAAUUUUAAAAAAUUACAAAGAAAUUCAAGAAAGAGAGGAAUAUUAUGAAACGUUCAAGGUUCCACAGGAUACCAAUGACAUUUAUAUCGAAUACACCCAAUUACUUUCUCAGAAAAAGGAAAUCCAAAACGAAAUUGAAAAAAUUGAAAGUCAAAAACGCGAAAUUGAGCAACAACUGCUCACCAGUAUCCCCAUUUCUCCAGAGACCAGAAGAAUGCAAGCUCAAAAUCAGUAUUACGUGAAAUUAAACGCUGCAUACGAGAAUUUCAACCGAAAAAUGCUCUGGGACAUCCAGAACCUCAAUGUUCUGACGAGAGAGAUGAUGAACGAUGGCUCCACUGUUGUUUUCAACAACUCCCAGCUGAAGAACGAGAAUUUGAAGCUGAAUCAGGACAUAAACUCGGCGGAAAGCGGCCUGGCCUUCAUAAACCAGCAGAGGGAUGAAAUUGUCAAUGUCAUUGAGGAGAUUUAUUCCACAGAAGAAGUAGAAACAGCAAUUUUUUCGCUGAUUUCGGAAAAUUUUGACGCAAAAAACGAAAAAACUUUUGUUUCCGAGGAAAUAAAGGCGUUUAGAGGGAGAAUACAGAGUGAAGAAGAUCUUGUGAAGGCUCUGAAUAAUCAGAUCAAUGAAAAUGAAGAAAAAGAACAGAAAUCUUUGAAAAUAAUUUCAAAUUUGCUUGAAAACAUCAAUAAAAAGAUGGAGGAGCUCAGAAACUCUUCAAAUUCUAAUAAGGUAGAGCGUUUGCAGCCAAAGGAACUUCUGAACAGAGCAAAAUUUGAUGAAAACUCAGUAAUUUUCGAUGAUUUGAUUAAAUUGCAGGUAAAGUAUAAAAAAUUGUACUUCAAAGAGGAUAAAGAUAAUCCGAGUGAUGAACUGCUCAAGAUGAGUGAAAAACUCUAUCAGAAAACUGAUAAAUUGAAAAAAUCUGGAAAUUUGGAAAAUUUAAAGGCAAUUAAAAAGUAUUUUGCUGAUCUAGAGGCUCAAAGGGAUCGAAUUAUUCUCCACGCGACUCGUGGCGCUGAGAAACAGACGGAAUUGGCGUUUUCCGAAAAUGAUCUUGAAGAAUCCGAACUAAAUCUCACUUUAUUAGGCUUGAAAGCAGAAAACUCUGGAUAUGAAGUCAAAUUCGAUCAGAAAACACUAGAUCGAAUUGAAAAAGCUCGAUCAAAAAUGUUAUCUACGCUUUCUGACCUCAAAUUGUUUGAUGACUGGGUAAAUUUGUAUGUAGAUGAAGAUGAGAAGAAGAAUCCUUUGAUUGAUAAGAUUAAUAGUUUAAUUGAAAAUUCUUGA